GCGCAGUCAAUUCAAGAACUGUAUCGAAAAGCAAGCGUGAACGAUUCCAAGUGUCGUGGAAAAAGGCACGCGAAUAGAAUGGAUAUUGACGCCGAUGAUGACGCACCGCGGAGGUCAGUUAUAUUGUCGCGUACAGACAUACCCGGCAUAUUUUCAUCUUGCGCUCAUAAAAUCGGCUGAUAUCUCGCACGCAAGAACAAGGUGCAUCCACACCGAAAGAAUGUAGCUUCACCAUACGGACGGAUUGGAUACGAGCAAGAAUUGACCGAGGGAGAAUUGACGUUUCUUCGAGUUCUGAUAAACACACCAUUUUUGUAGAACGCGAGAGAGGAGGCAGUCUCGUGCGAGUCGCAACGCCAAAGAGAAAUAUCAACGACACGAUAAUCAGCAGCAUCACCACCAGCGUCGUCAUCAUCAAGACGCAGACAUCAAGGACGUGUCGUCCAGAUUCUGUGCAUUGAUACAGCCAGCUUUGUACGUGCGUCUCGACAAGAUCUCGAGACUUGUGCAAACACAUUUUGUUGCCGGGUCCGAUUGAGAUCGAGUUAAACAACGCGAUUUAAAGACGCGAUUAACUUUACACAAUUUGCGCAAAUUUCACGAGAAGCAAGCGAUAUUGACAUUUGCAGGGAGAGCCCGAUGCGGCGGGUGACGAUGAUCGACGAGGAACGCGCGAGUGGCAAUUCAUCAAUUCUGCAGGAUGCUUCCUCGAGGACGAGAAUCGCGGGAUGCAACAUGAUAGCGGAUGAAGUGAAAGAUGAUACCGACUCGCGACAAGAGGAACUCACCGGAGAUCACGAAGAUUGUGUUGCAAAAGAUCUUGUGACGGGAUCAUGUUCGUGUUGUUGUUCGGAAACAGAUUCAAACCCAGCUCCAGCGGUCGAUGAUAAAAGAGACGUCAAGGAAGAACCGGCGCGUGAGAACACCCAGCAACAUUGUGAAGAUUCUACUCACGGUCGCCCGCCGAUGGUGGUUGCUGAUAACGCUGUAGCGAAUCCUCGUCGUGGAAGAGCAGCGACAACACGCGAGUUACGCGAUAGACUCCAGAGGGAAAAUCGUCGAUUUCUCGACGAUAUGGAGAAUAUAAUCGACUACUGCUGCGAAAAUGAGCCGCUUAUAACGAGUACGUAACAACAUGGAGCGCAAUGCAAUUUAGCAAGUACUGCAAUUUAUUUUAACUAUUAGAGGUAUAAACACAUGUCAAGCUUGACGUUCGCACGAGGUUUCUAAUUAAGGAUGUCUGAUCGAUAAUAAGAGAAAGAGUCUCGCAUUUCUCAUCUCCGUACCGCGAUAAUUAUUAUAAUCAA
Molecule: messenger RNA, 1307 nt
Organism: Harpegnathos saltator (Jerdon's jumping ant)
Lineage: Eukaryota; Metazoa; Arthropoda; Insecta; Hymenoptera; Formicidae
Exons: 3
Coding region: 640-1131 (163 amino acids)
Source: RefSeq, a predicted model, not a curated record